GGAUGGGGAUGGGGAACAGGUGUGAAUGUGAUGAAUGAUGAGGGAGGGGGGAGGGAGGGAAAGCUUUAAUGCUUCAAACUUCCUGCCCCGCUCUUCCAUUUCCAGGUGUGUAUGGGAGAACGCCGAUCCAAAGGUUACACCGACAGCAAGUGCUGGGUGACUCCCAACUCAAGCUCAAGCUCAAAUGGGCCGAGAUGGCGAAGGGCCGAGAUGAAAAUUGGCCGAGAUGUUCCUAAAGCCUGCUAUUUACCCACACAGGCUAACACGGACUGACUUCUUGGUUGGCUGCAUAAAUACCACUCAGGCUUUCAAGACCCUCAACCUCACCAGGACAUUCCUACAGAAAACAAAUCAACUCCACCGCAUAUAACUUGAGCACCUCAUCACGGUACCGCACCUUUGGGGCAGUAGAGGCAGUGACAGCCUGCACGGCCCCAACAAACCUCCUAGAAGGAGAAGAAGGAACGAUAUAGAGAAGAUAAACAUGACCCAAGCCUACAGAAUUUGUAUGGCCACCAUGUUUCUACUGGCAUAAAGGAAAGGCUCGUGCCAGUCAGAUAUUGCUUGCGUAGAGGACAAAAUAUACAGUGUGUCAAGUGAAGAAUCGUGUGUGCUUGUGGUGUGUUGUUCCUGUGUGCUUCAAGUUUUGCAUCAAGAUUACAAGAAUGUCUUCAAGAGAUGAAAAAAAUUUGAAACUGGUUGAAAAAUUAAGUAACACUAAUGAAAAACUUGCUGAAGAUGAGCUCACCUCAAUAUUGACCAAGACCUACGACUUGUGUCGAGUCCCCCCUCUUCCUGAUCCAAAUGUGUCUUACAAUGCUGCAAACUUUGCAGGUGUUGCAAGUGAGGCAGAAGUCAGUCUUAGUAUUGUAUUGAAAUUAUUGAACUAUGUAACUGUUGUAAAGAAGAAACACAGUCAACAGUUUAGUCAAGGGUUUGUGAGAAAUAUUGUGGUCUCUUGUUUCUUGGUUGCUUGUGAAUACUGUGAUCAGAGUUAUGAAUGGAGUAGUCCUGAAGCAGCUGAUGUAUCUAGAAAAAUAAUGAACAAGCUGUGUGACUUGUGUGGGUGUGGUGCUGUGACAGACCUCCUGAAUUCACGAAGAGAUUCAGCUGAAACACAAAAUCAUGAUGACAAACAUGUUUUGGUUAAGGAUGGAAGUCAAAGUUUUAUGAAGUCCAUUUUACAAAGACUGAGUGAGAUGUUGAACAAAAGUAACUGGAGGAUGUAUCCAUCUUUGAAGAUGACAUAUUGGUGGAUUUUAAGAAAUACUGGUAAAGAUGAUUUAGGAGAACAUUUGAAAGUUCUGUUGCCUCCAGCACUCUUCAUAGUGGAUGACUGGGAAGACAGGAACAAAGUGCUCGGCAUCCAGUGUCUCAGUCAUAUUUUAGAAAAUACAGCAGGUUCAGAGCUGCGCUGGUAUGGUCGAGCAGAUGUCAUAUAUGAUGCCCUGAAGCCUUUGCUGUAUUCGAAGGAGUCUGAGAUAUUAUCCAGCCUGUACCCAACCAUCAUAAAGGUGUCAGAGAUUUUAGAGGCUGAUCCUGCCAAGGCAGGAAAACUGAAACAUGACAGCACUCUUGACUUCAUCACGCAUCAGUUGCUACAAGAAAUGGCUUACGAGCAGAAGUUGUGUCUGCGCUCAGUGUAUGCUACUGCUCUUCCUCUACUUGUGCUGGCCUUGAAAUUGCCUGCUGUAAGAUGGUCUAAGGAAUUACUGGAUGUAUGUGAAGAUUACUUAGCAACAUUUGAAGGACCAGCAGCACAGGACAGAAUAAAUAUUUUGAAGGCCCUGCAACACUAUGUGAACACUUGCUGGCCAGUAGUCCACUACCAUGCCAUGCACUUGCUGAAGAUGGCAGUACGCCUUCUGUAUGAUGUGACUGAGAAAGACUGUGGUAUAGAGGCAGAGAGUGUUGAGAUUAUAACACAAGAAGUACACAGACUUGUUGUGCUCCUGCAUGCCGCUGCCCCAAACACAGUUCAGAAAUUGUGCCGAGGCCUGCAGGAUGUUUCUGUCCAUCCACAGUGUGAAAUGCUACUUCAGAGCUUGCAUGCAGUCACCAUGGAGGAUGUAUAGAUUGAGAUGAGCAAUUGAUAUGUCAUCCCACAUGAAUACCUGCCUCUGAUGUGACUUGCCAAGUUAUGCUGCUCAUAAAGUUCAUCAUUCAGUAUACAUUAAAUUCUCAAUAAAUUAUUUCAGCCUCUAACAUGCCAAACCUAAGCACAAGAAAGCCCUUGAGUGUUAUCUAACAUGAUCACAAAAUUCAAAAUUCUAUUUGCAUAUAGGUCCAAGACUUGUUAUCCAUAAUCAAUUACACAAUCACUGUAAAACUGAAGCCUAACAAAAGACUGACAAGUGAAGCUUAGAAGCAGGCAAAGCAUAAGGCCCAACAACUUAAUGUGGGAGCCAUAGUUACCAUGCACUGAGAUACCCUCCCAGCCAUUGCACCAGCCUCUUCACUUUAUUUGUAUUUCUACUGUAUACAAAUAAAGUUUGUACAGGAGAAACUUUAUCAACACUUACACAGAUUACAUAAAAUAGUUUUGAAUUGUAGAACAAUAUCACUAUAAAAAAAAUCAGUUAGUAAUAAUGGCAAAAACUGCUUCAGAACAGUUUCUGAAGCAUCUUACAUCUUGAUUUAAUAAGUUUUCUACAAAUCUAGGUGGUUAUGAAUUGUAAUGUGCAUCAUAUGUACAUAACUGUAUAUACAUUAAAGAAAUAUACAAUUCAGAAGUUACCUGUGCCA
Portunus trituberculatus (swimming crab) is the source of this 2745-nucleotide messenger RNA. RefSeq names its product TELO2-interacting protein 2-like. Lineage: Eukaryota; Metazoa; Arthropoda; Malacostraca; Decapoda; Portunidae. The coding region runs from base 666 to 2075 and encodes 469 amino acids. The record is from RefSeq and is a predicted model, not a curated record. The transcript is spliced from 9 exons. Gene Ontology annotation, cellular component: nucleoplasm; cytosol; centrosome.